Penicillium maclennaniae is the source of this 1662-nucleotide messenger RNA. Its product is annotated as cytochrome P450. Gene Ontology annotation, molecular function: iron ion binding; monooxygenase activity; oxidoreductase activity, acting on paired donors, with incorporation or reduction of molecular oxygen. Bases 1 to 1662 code for a protein of 553 amino acids. The transcript has 2 exons. The record is from RefSeq and is a predicted model, not a curated record. NCBI's taxonomy places the organism in Eukaryota, Fungi, Ascomycota, Eurotiomycetes, Eurotiales, Aspergillaceae.
AUGGCUGUAAAACAAUUUUAUUUGCUGGGAGAGCCUAGCUCGUCAGCACGGAAUGUCGAGGUGGAUUCAUCUCUUGACGCCGAAGGACUUCAGCAUUUGAUUGCUGGGCAUUUUGCCAUUGUUGAACCUAGCGGCAUCUCGUUCCAAUCUGACGAAUCGACCCUUUUCACUGUGCCAGAGGUUCUGGCCACCGAAAAUCCCAUCGCUAUCACGAUAGAUGGCAAAGCAGUUCGAGAAAUUCCCGGACCAAAAGGCCUUCCUUUUGUAGGAAACUUCUUCGAGAUCUACCCCGACCACUUGGGCAACCACCAGCGCCUGUUCGAACAGUAUGGCCCUAUCUUUCAGACCACCAAUAUGGGCCGUACAGUUUACCACACCAAUGACCCUCUCUUGUCAACGAUUGUGUUUGCCGAGUCUGACUUCUUCACGAAGAAGAUCAACGAGGCUCACCCCUUGUAUCCCAUCAAGAACAAGGAAGCUGGUGUUUUCCUUGGUGAUACCGAUACCCCCGAAUGGCGCGCCGCUCACAAGUUCCUUCCCCCGGCCUUAGGGCCCAAGGCUGUGCGCCACUAUGCUCCCACCAUGCAGGAAACGGUCGAGGAUGCUUUUAAGGUGUUUGAUCAGCUCGAUGAGCAGAAGGAGGUGUGGAAUGUCUACCAGUAUAUGUUGAAGCUAGGCUCGCAGGCCGUGGGCAAACUGGUUCUCGGGAUCGACUUUAAGCACUUUACAACGCCCGAUGCUCCCCCGCACGAGCUGGUGUACCGUAUUGCCGAGUCAUUAGAGCUGAACAAAAAGGUGACUGCCCGAGGCAAUUGGUACGCUAAGCUGCCUUUCGGUGAUCCUCAACGUCUGCGCGAUGCCAGAUGGCGCAUCAUCGAGAUGGUCGAGGAGUCGAUUCAGAAUGCGGCUCGCGGUGGCAUCGAGGAUCUCCCUCUACAGGACGCAGCUUUGCAAGCAUCCAACAUGAUCGACUACGCCAUUCGUGCCACCGACAACAAGGGUGAAAAGUUGCCCAAGGAAAGUCUCAUGUCCGCCCUAGUCGUGGCCACCGGUGCCGGCUUCACAACCACCAGCUCCCUCCUGUCGUGGCUGCUCUACUCCUUGGUCACCUACGAUGGUAUGCAAGAGCGUCUCCUUCAAGAACUUAUUGACCAUGACAUCGACGCCGACACUCAACUCACCGCUGACCUCACCGACAAACUCACCUUCAUGGACUACUUCAUCAAAGAGACCCAGCGUCGCCAUAACCCUUCCUACCAACCGGCCCGCACUGCAAAGGUUGAUAUGAUCCUCCCCGGCGGAUACCGACUGCCUCAAGAUGCAAUUGUCAUCCCAGCUCUACACCACGUCCACAACAACCCCGCUGUUUGGGAAAACCCCGCUCGCUUCGACCCCGAUCGCUGGGACACGGAGAAGGUCAAGAAUCGCCACAAGGGCGCAUAUAUCCCCUUCGCGGCCGGUCCGCGUAUGUGUAUCGGGUUCAACUUCGCUCUGCAGGAGGUCAAGGUCUUCUUGCCCAAAUUGGUUUACCGCUACAAGUUCACCAAGGAGAAUGACGGGCCGAUCGAGUACGAUCCCAUGUUCCAGCUCAUCCGCCCAAACAACCUGUACGUGCGUGCUGAGCGACGCGUGAAGUGGCCGUUCAAGAGCGAGUCUGCUUAA